AUGUCGUCGUCUUCACAACAACAGUCCUCUGCUCGCUUCCAAUGCUCUGCAGGAGAGAAUGAGGAACAACUGGGUCGCGAUGCCAGUGCUCUCACCACAGAAGGCGGAGGCAGAUGGAAGGUCACAAAUGACAACAGAGGGCUCGAGCGAACUUUUCGUUUCAAGACUUUCAAAGCUACUUGGGUACGUGAGGAAUGUCCUUUCUUUGACGAAGACAUCAGUUGUGGCCAAAGGCGUGACCAGGGCAUUUACUCUCAGUCACCCUGUCCAUUCACCGUAGAGAUGAAGACUGACUCGAUUACCAGGNAAUUCAUGAACACAGUUGCGGCAGAGUGUAAAGUGCAAAAGCAUCACCCGGAGUGGACGAACGUCUUCAACAAGACCCAUGUACGCUGGACAACACAUAAACCUCUAGGUUUGUCGUCCAAAGACAUUGUCAUGGCCACAUUCUGUGAUGAGGCUGGAUCCCGUCAUGGUGAGCUGCCCGAUGUGGUUGACGAGGACAAGUGUGGAUGUGAUGAUUUCAAGCCUUGA
This is a messenger RNA of Aureobasidium vineae, 534 nucleotides long. Lineage: Eukaryota; Fungi; Ascomycota; Dothideomycetes; Dothideales; Saccotheciaceae. The record is from the annotation of a GenBank genome assembly.